GCGAUUCACUGCCUGCAGCCAGAGCAGACACACACACAAACACAGGGCAGGAGAGGAGGACAGUGAAUUCUGAAGCAGGCUACAUGCAGUCAUGAGGAAGCCAAGGUUACUCCACUGGUGCACACUCAAUGUCCUAUGGAUGACUGUGGUGAUCCUUAUGGCUAUCGGAUUGGCAAUCCAAACACUGGGCAUCACGGAUAAAAAAAGGGUAACAUCUGAUCAGCUCGACCAGCCUCGGGUUUUGUCAAUGACCCCUCACAAUGAAGGAGUCCCGUGGAAGCCCUGUCAAUCCAAGACACACGUGAUGUUCCUAAAGACGCACAAGACUGCCAGCAGCACGAUCCUCAAUAUACUGUACCGGUUCGGGGAGGCAAGGAACUUAACAUUUGCACUCCCCAACUCUUACCAGUUUGGCUAUCCCUACCUCUUCAGCACAAGAAAGAUUAAGUAUUACAGUUCGAUUAAAAUGCAAGAGUAUCACAUAAUAUGCAACCAUAUGAGAUUCUUCCGCCCACAGGUUGAAAAGGUGAUGUCAAAGGGGACCUUUUACUUCUCGAUCUUACGAAACCCGGUGACCUUGGCCGAGUCGGCGUUCACCUAUUACAAGGGCUCGAGCACGGCGUUCAAGAAGGUGGAGUCACUGGAGCAGUUCCUGAGCGAGCCGUGGAAGUACUAUGCGGCCAGAGACCGUGGCAACCAGUACGCCAGGAACUUGAUGUGGUUCGACUUUGGGUUCGACCACAACGCCAACGACACGAAGGAUUACGUGGACCUGGUCCUCAAAGAGAUCGGCGGCACUUUCCACCUCAUCCUGCUGUCAGAGUACUUCGACGAGUCGAUGGUCCUGCUGAAGGACGCUCUGUGCUGGGAGUUUGACGACGUGGUCUCCUUCAAGCUAAACUUCCGCAGCAACGUCACGGUAAGGAAGCUGUCUGACGAGACAGUCGGGCGGGUCAAGGCGUGGAACUCGCUGGACUGGAAGCUCUACCUGCACUUCAACCGGACAUUCUGGCAGAGAGUGGAGGUAUAUGGCUGGCAGAGGAUGAGGAACGACGUGCUGGUCCUGCAAGAGAAGCGCAAGAGGCUGAUGGAUCUGUGCCUCCAGGGGAGCAGGCCAGUGGAGGCCAGUCAAAUCCAGGACAAGAACAUCAAACCCUUCCAGUACGGACGAGCCCAGAUCAUGGGCUACAACCUCAAUCCGAAUCUUGACAACAGCAGCAGGGAGAAGUGUUUACGGAUGGUCAUGCCCGAACUUCAGUACAAGGACCUGCUCGAUGCCAAGUUAUUCCCCUUCGUUUCCACGGCAAAAAGUCUACAGACGCCACAGCUCCAUUUUUGAACAGAUGUUGUGAAGGAACCAACCCUCCUUUGUCCGACAGAAACAUAUCGCCCGGUUAUUGUACGUUAUGUCAAAAUUUGGCUGCCAAAAUCUCCAAAAGCAACAUUCCUCACUGCCAGUUGGACAACAUUGGGUGUGAAGGUGGGGGCAGUGUCCCGUUUCAGUCAGAGCCAUUGUUAUAUCUAACAAUUUAUCCUUCAGGAAAGAGAUACGCUGUUGAUGUUUUCAUCCUGCGCUCAUUAUUCAUGGGAUGUGGGAGUCGCUGGGAAGGCCCAGCAUUUGUUGCUGAGCCCUAAUCGCCCUUGAAAUGACUGGCUAGCGAGGUCAUUUUCAGGGGGCGGUUAAGGGUCAGCCGCAUUGCUGUGGGUCUGGAGUCACAUGUAGUCCAGACAGGGUAAGGACGGCGGAUUUCCUUCCCUAAAGGGGCAUUAGUGAGCCAGAUGGGCUUUUACACCAUCGGCAAUGGUUUCGUGGUCACCAUUACUGAGGUUAGAUUUCAACUCCAGACUUGUUCACUGAUUCCAAAUUCCACCAGCUGCUGUGGUGGGAUUUGAACCCGUUUCCCAAGGGUAUUAGGCUGGGCUUCUGGAUUACUAGCUCAGUGACAUUGUCACCGCGCCCUCCCAUGCUCCCCUCACAAUCAAGACAGACGCAAGAAUGCCAAAUUUCAAAGGAAGCAACAAAUGACACUAGCAACCAAUUUAAGAUUAUGAGUUGGCCUUGCAACGUGUCUCAAUUACACUUGCUAGAAGCUACCUACACUCAUAGGCAGGGAUCUGUCCGCUGUAGUCAGGCAGCUCCUUGUUUUGAAUUUAAAAAAUGCAUGAGGGGCAAUAGCUCCCUGGUACAAUCUCCGUGACAACUCCUCGACCAAUCAGAGCCAAACAAUCAGCACCCCCUUUCCUCAAGCAGUAUAAAUUGUUGCUCACUUUUGAAAUUUGGCUUUCGUGUGUCUGUCCUGAUGGGUGCGAGCGAGCAAAAGCUUCAACAGCAUUUCUCUAUC
Molecule: messenger RNA, 2342 nt
Organism: Carcharodon carcharias (great white shark)
Lineage: Eukaryota; Metazoa; Chordata; Chondrichthyes; Lamniformes; Lamnidae
Product: galactose-3-O-sulfotransferase 2-like
Exons: 4
Coding region: 92-1339 (415 amino acids)
Biological process (GO): glycolipid biosynthetic process
Cellular component (GO): membrane
Molecular function (GO): galactosylceramide sulfotransferase activity
Source: RefSeq, a predicted model, not a curated record